This is a messenger RNA of Entrophospora sp. SA101, 1002 nucleotides long. The record is from the annotation of a GenBank genome assembly. Lineage: Eukaryota; Fungi; Glomeromycota; Glomeromycetes; Entrophosporales; Entrophosporaceae.
AUGAAUUCAACCUCAUAUGACAGUGAACAAAUUGUUUAUGAAAAAUAUAAAGAUUCAAAAGAACAUAUAGACUCGAUAAAAUUUUUUGGUUUAGGGAUUAAAGAUCAAGAUCGUAAUAUAUUAUCAAAUCAAAAUCUUAUAAAAUCAUUCUUUAACUCAUCAAUACCAUUCCUAACUUCACAAUUAUUAUACUCUGAUGACAGCAAUGGUGAAAUUCACAUCACUAUAAAAUCUGGUUUACCAUAUGAUGAUUGGAAUGUUAAAAAGUUAGCAAAAAGUACAGGUUUAUUGCUCGUAAAGACAACCAUGUCAUUUUCCCCUGAUAAUUACCCAGGUUAUGUACAUAGAAGAACUUUGGGUUAUAAAGAUGGGCAAACUGCUGAUCCACCAGAAAGAACACCUUGCACUUUUCUAAACAUUACUACAAAUAAAAUAUAUAACUUGAACCCUUUGACAAAAUCUAGUGGUGAUGAUUGGAUAGUUGAGGGAUAUGAUACAGGUUAUACUUUCAGAAUAAAUAUUUGUCAUGAGCUUCUAUACGACGUUGGUACGAAAGUUGGUAUUUGGGGUGAAAAAGAAAAUGAAAGAGGAGGUGAUAAAGUUAUAUUAAAAUAUAAAUAUGGUAAUUACUGUCCAGGAGAUAAUGCCAAACGUUCGUCUUUAAUUAGUUUUACUUGUGAUCAAUCUGUCAAUGGAAUUGGAUCACCAACUUUCGUUGAUACGGAUGAUUGUACAUAUUUUUUCGAAUGGAGAACUCCUGUCGCGUGUCCUACAGAUGUUACAAACGCUACAAUGAGUGGUUUAGGUGUCUUUUUCACAAUUUUCAUAAUUGCAUUGAUUGUGUAUUUGAUUGGCGGUAUUGUCUAUAAUAGAAUGGAUAUGUUUUUGAGUCUAUUUGUUCAAUGUUCGAUAUUUAAACCUAAACACUCCAGGAGAAGUUAUACAAAUUUACCUGGAGAUGAAUCUAAUGUAUUAAUUAGUGAUGAUUUCGAGGAACAUUAA